UGGAAUAGAACACGACAAAGAACGAGUUCGAUAAAAUUAACAAAUUGAAUUGCUCUUUCUUUUUCCACUCAUGAAACUGCAUUAACCCUGUUUGUUACCCCAUCUUCGCGAAGAAGAACACCUCCCACUGUUCCUGUUGGAUACAGUGGCUCCAAUGGCUUCUUCGCUUUCAAUCGGGACACACUUGUCCAACUUUCAACAUCUGCGGAAUCCUAGAAUUCCACUUCAUGGUCUUUGCCCUGUUGAUUAUUCGCCGUCAUCUCAAUCUCAACCCCUUUUUGCUGGAAUCAGAUUUCGAGCUUCCUCUCCCAGGUUGCUUCGUACUGUUGUAUUGGCACGCGCAGAAGAUAAGGCUAGAGCUCCUACACCUUCUUCGUUUCAGUCUCAGCAAAAUUCCCAGGAACAGUUCCAGGACAUGACGUCAGAAUCUGGAAAUUGUGAUCCUCUAUGUUCGGUUGAUGAAACAAGCUCAGAAGAUUUUGAAGGCAACUACCAGCCUAAGACUGAUUUGCUCAAAGCGGUUGCGAUAUUAGCAGCAGCUGCAACUGGGGCUGUGGCAAUUAACCAUUCUUGGGUGGCAGCUAAUCAGGAUCUUGCAAUGGCAUUGCUAUUUGUGAUAGGAUAUGCAGGCAUCAUAUUUGAAGAAUCUCUAGCGUUUAAUAAAAGCGGAGUGGGAUUGUUGAUGGCUGUUAGCUUAUGGGUGAUACGGAGUAUUGGGGCUCCGUCAACGGAUAUAGCUGUUUCAGAGCUAACACAUGCAUCUGCGGAAGUCAGCGAAAUAGUGUUUUUCUUGCUUGGUGCAAUGACCAUUGUUGAGAUAGUUGAUGCUCAUCAAGGAUUCAAGCUAGUUACUGACAAUAUAAAAACCCGAAACCCACGCCUUCUGCUCUGGGUGGUUGGAUUUGUUACAUUUUUUCUCAGUUCAAUUCUAGACAACCUGACAUCCACCAUAGUCAUGGUUUCUCUUUUGCGGAAAUUAGUACCUCCAUCAGAGUAUCGAAAGAUUCUUGGAGGUGUUGUUGUAAUAGCAGCAAAUGCUGGAGGUGCAUGGACUCCUAUUGGUGAUGUUACUACUACCAUGCUAUGGAUACAUGGUCAAAUAUCUACAUUACCAACAAUGAAGGAUUUAUUUAUACCUUCAGCCAUUUCCCUUGCUGUUCCCCUGGCUCUAAUGUCCCUGACUAGUGAAGUUAGUGGGAAGGGCAGUGAUUCUCCCAAUGUCUUGGCAUCUGAACAGAUGGCUCCUCGAGGACAGCUUGUUUUCUCAGUUGGUUUAGGAGCUUUGAUUUUUGUCCCAGUUUUCAAGGCCCUCACCGGAUUGCCUCCGUUCAUGGGGAUGCUGCUUGGUCUUGGUGUGCUUUGGAUCCUCACUGAUGCUAUCCAUUACGGCGAAUCGGAAAGGCAGAAGCUAAAAGUUCCACAGGCUCUGUCAAGGAUAGACACUCAAGGAGCACUGUUCUUCCUGGGAAUUCUUUUAUCCGUUAGCAGUCUGGAGGCAGCGGGGAUUCUUCGAGAAAUAGCAAAUUACCUUGAUUCUCAUGUCCCGAAUAGCGAACUGAUUGCAAGUGCUAUUGGAGUCAUAUCUGCAAUAAUAGACAAUGUUCCCCUGGUUGCUGCAGCAAUGGGAAUGUAUGACGUCACUGCUUUCCCUCAAGAUUCUGAGUUCUGGCAAUUAGUUGCAUUUUGUGCUGGUACUGGUGGAUCCAUGUUGGUUAUUGGCUCAGCUGCUGGAGUUGCAUUCAUGGGAAUGGAAAAGGUGGACUUCUUUUGGUACUUUCGAAAGAUUAGUGGCUUUGCUUUUGCUGGUUACGCCACUGGUAUUGCUGCCUAUUUAGCGUUUCAUAACCUCAACGUUUCUCUACCGACAACUCUAGCCGAAGUUCCUUUCCUUUCUGGUUCAUAAAUUGAGAAUUCAGAGUUCAUUUGAUUCAGUUUUUAUGGGCAUCAAAAGCAGCAUGGUUUCAAAAUUAUGAAUACAAGUAGACUCUAGCAUAAGUUGGCAAAGGUUAAGAUUUUGAUCAACAAGAAGUUAUGUAUAGGGGCGUCUCUCAAAUGAGAGCAUAAGAGGUUAAUCUUUAUUGUAUAAUCAUAUAUGAAUGAUCAGGAUUAUUUUAUUUAAAUUUCAUUUUGAUCAUCCAUUAUGAUUAUGAUUAGCUCCAACAAUGAGAUCAUCCUCUCACUUGAUACACUGAAUAAAUCCUUAUGUAUGUGUGUUUGGGAGCAUAUCAGGUACGACUUACGAGUGCAAAAUUUAUUUAGACAAAAUUAAUAAUUCAAUUGUAA
Molecule: messenger RNA, 2283 nt
Organism: Lotus japonicus
Lineage: Eukaryota; Viridiplantae; Streptophyta; Magnoliopsida; Fabales; Fabaceae
Product: sodium/proton antiporter 1
Exons: 10
Coding region: 155-1903 (582 amino acids)
Biological process (GO): transmembrane transport; sodium ion transport
Cellular component (GO): membrane
Molecular function (GO): antiporter activity
Source: RefSeq, a predicted model, not a curated record